UUACAACCUGUUAGGGGAUCCAUGCCGUCCACGCAGAUACUCUUUUCGUGUUAUAUUUCGGCAGACAAAACCAGUGAAAAAAUAGAAUUAUUGUAAAAUCUGUUGUAAAAAGUGAUAGAUACGUUAGCUACAAUGGCUAUCGUACCACCAUCGCUUGCCCAGCUUCAGGCGCAGUUCAAGGAAGUAGUCGAGAAUGUUUUCAAUCGAUGGACAGCACUUCGUCUCGCGGUGGAACACGGAAUGGGUGGAUCGUUGGGUGUGAACACCGCGUUGGAAAUCAUAGACUAUAUUACUUGCUUUUGUACGGAAAAUAAAAAAGUUGAUUCUCACGAUUUGCGGGAAGUUCUCGAGGAGAUCAUGGAUCAAGAAUUCGAAACCAUCUGUGAGGAUGAAUCGAUUGACGAAAUUAGCGAUAUUUUAAUGAGGCACCUUAGCUUACUGAAAGAGAACAAAGUAGACCAGAUAAAGGCAGAAUUAUCCCGAUUAGGACCAUGCGAGAAUUGGAUUAAAUCGGGUAAUCGGAUUAAAAUGCAACAUUUGGAUGAUAGCAGCGGUACCGAGGACGAUGAAAUGGAUUAUCAGGACCAAGAUAUGGAAUCUGUACCAACGACAGGAGCUGUCGGUACGAGCACAACACCGAGUAUACAUGGCUCUACGUCUGACUUUUUAGAAGAGGAUACGGAACCUGGUUGGACACAGGUUUGCCACAGGAGGCGAAAAUAAAGCUUGGUUAUGAUCUACUUAUGGUAAAAGGAGGCUGUAGAUAAAGUACAUCGGUAAGGAAAUCCUGUAA
Molecule: messenger RNA, 793 nt
Organism: Topomyia yanbarensis
Lineage: Eukaryota; Metazoa; Arthropoda; Insecta; Diptera; Culicidae
Exons: 3
Coding region: 133-723 (196 amino acids)
Biological process (GO): maturation of SSU-rRNA from tricistronic rRNA transcript (SSU-rRNA, 5.8S rRNA, LSU-rRNA)
Cellular component (GO): nucleus
Source: RefSeq, a predicted model, not a curated record